Messenger RNA from Vidua macroura (Pin-tailed whydah), 772 nucleotides. RefSeq names its product gamma-aminobutyric acid type B receptor subunit 1-like. The transcript has 4 exons. The record is from RefSeq and is a predicted model, not a curated record. Lineage: Eukaryota; Metazoa; Chordata; Aves; Passeriformes; Viduidae. Bases 257 to 664 code for a protein of 135 amino acids.
AAAAUUUAUUUAUUUAUUUUAUUUUUAUUUUAUUUCCCGGCAUCUUCGCCGCUCCAUCCCCGCCCCUCCCCCACCCGUGGGAAGAUUCCCCCCCCCACCCCCUUCCCCCCCAAAAUAAAUUUGGGGGGUCCCUCCCCUCCACCCCUCCCCUUUUUUAUUCCCGGUUUUUGAGGAUUCUGGGGAUUUUUCCCGGGUUUUUCUGGGGGAAUUUUGGGAAGAUCGGGAAAGGAUUUAUCCCGUUUUUGGGGUGUCCCCUAUGGGAUCUUUCCCCACUUGGGGUUUUCCAGAUGCCACUGCCGCUGUCCCCCCGCUGUCCCUCUGCUCCUGCUGCUCCUCUCCAGCUCCGCCCGCGGCGCCGUCCACCGCCAACCUCACUGAAGGCUGCCAGAUCAUCCACCCUCCGCGGGGACGGGGGAUCCGCUACCGAGGGCUGACGCCGGACGAGGUUCGGAGCGUCCGGUUCCUGCCCUUCGACUACGAGAUCGAGUACGUGUGCCGGCCCGAGCGCGAGAUCGUGGGGCCCAAGGUGCGCAAGUGCCAGCGCGACGGCACCUGGACGGCCAUGGGCCACCCCAGCCGCUGCCUGCGGACGUGUCCCAAGGUCCACCUGAGCCUGGAGAACGGCCAGGUGGCCGCGGGGGCCAUGGAGAGGGUCCCCUGUUGAAGGCACUGGGCCAGGUUCUCCUGCGACGCCGGCUUCCGCCUGGUGGGCGCCGCGCGCAGCAACUGCACCAAGAGCGGCCGCUGGAGCCCACCCCAAGCCCCAGUGCCA